Messenger RNA from Belonocnema kinseyi, 802 nucleotides. RefSeq names its product zinc finger protein 254-like. Gene Ontology annotation, biological process: regulation of DNA-templated transcription. The coding region runs from base 1 to 693 and encodes 230 amino acids. The record is from RefSeq and is a predicted model, not a curated record. NCBI's taxonomy places the organism in Eukaryota, Metazoa, Arthropoda, Insecta, Hymenoptera, Cynipidae. Gene Ontology annotation, molecular function: RNA polymerase II cis-regulatory region sequence-specific DNA binding; DNA-binding transcription factor activity, RNA polymerase II-specific. The transcript is spliced from 3 exons.
AUGAAAUGUUUUUUCUAUGAACAGAAUUUCAAGAGUGAGUUCAAGAAAUCAACAGGAAAACCGGACGAUGGCCCAUCCUCUUUGAAAACUGCUCAUAUCUCUUCUAGCAAUAAUCCUGAUACCAAGGCUUUAACUUGCGAAAUUGAAUACGACAAUGACGAAUCUUUGGAUAUCAAGGAAGAGCUUAUCCAAGAUCAUGAUACAGUUGCGGAGCAGAAACUUUAUAAAACAUACGAGUGGUGUACAACACGAGGAGGUUAUAUUUUAGUUUCUAGCACACUAGCCCCAACGAAUGACAGCUAUCAAGCGAAGUAUUCUUGUGACGAAUGUGAUAGGAGUUACAUUUUCUUUAAUUCCUUAAGCAGACAUAAACGCUUAGAACACGCAGCAGUCAAACCACAAUUUUUUUGUGAAUUUUGCGAAUUUAAAACGAAUCAAAAAACAAUUUUGUUAAAACACAUUAAUGCACGCCACAUGGGUAACAGGCCGCAGAAAACAAACUUACAGUCACCGAAAAUGAGGCAUUAUUGCGACAAAUGUCCACGAAGUUACACUUGGAUUCGCAGUUUAAAUGCACAUAAACAACUAAUACACUCAGAAGUCAAACUAGAAUUUUGUUGCGAUUUUUGCGGACAUAAGACGAUUCGGAAAAGUAACUUGUUGAAACAUAUUACUGGACGCCAUAUGAAGUAAAUCUAUAAUAAAUUAAAGAACUCUUUUUGCUACGUUAAAUGCUAUAAUUAAAUGUGUGAUUCAAAUUACUUUUUUAUAAAAAUCACUACAUACAGUCUGUCAAGUUAAA